GCCCGCGCGCGGCGCCCGAGCGGCCCCGGCGGCGGACGCGGCCUGCGGCCCCAUGGAGGGGGACAAGAAAAGAACCAAAGAAGAUACUUGGAAAGCAGAAGAACUUAGGAAACAUCUAAAGGCAUUACUACCAGAUAGUCAAAAUGAAGACCGAAAACACAGAGAAAAGAAACUGCAGAGAGAGAGGACUGUUCAUGACACAGACCCUAACAGACAUGAACGCAGACACAGAGAGAAGAGCAAGGAAAGAACAAGAGAGAGAGAGAGGUUUAAAUCCAGUGAAAGGGACAGGGAUAAAAGGAGAGAGAAAGAAAGGGAAAAAGAACACCAGAGAGGAGACCGAGAGGGACACAAAGUUCAAGAGUCAUGGGAGGAGAGACACAGCAUACUAAAACAUAAAGACAGGGAGACUGGUAGAGAACGAGACAAAAAGCACAAGACAUAUGAGAUAAAGCAAACAGAUCCACAAAAUUAUCUGAAAUCAUUGGAAGGAGGAGAUACAGAACAUCACAGAAGAAGAGAAAUCAGGCAUCGUUUGGAGGAGGAGAAAACAAGAACUGAAGAGCGAGAAAGAAGACAUAAAGCACUGAAGGAUAAUGAUUUAAGAAAGAAAAUUGAAAAAUUUUUAGCAUACAAAGUUGAAGAAGGUGAACAUGUGCAGAAGUUAGAGAAACAUCAAGACUUGGAUAAAGAGAGAGAAAGAAAACACAGGCAAAAAAAAGAACAUUCUAUUGGGGCAGAAAAAGAGAGACUUUCUAAAGAGAAAAGUCAUAAACAUUAUGAAAAGGAAGAGGAAGAAAAACAUAAAUCAAAGAGAUCUAAAGAAAAACCUUCCCAUGGAGGCAGAGAAGACCCAGCAGCAGAAGCUGAUGAGAGAGUAAAAAGUAGAGAAAAGGAAAGAAAGAAAUAUGAUAUAAGGAACAGUGAAUACAAAAAGGAGGAGAGGAUUCAAGAAGAAAUGAGCCAUCAGCUUGUAAGGACUGUAAAAGAUAAAGGAAAAUUUGUUGAAACAGAGAAUAUGGACACAAGACAAGAGGAAGUGAAAGAUACACACAUCUCUAAUCCAGACACAGGACUUGAGGAUUUUUCACUGAAUUAUGAGGAUGACUUUGAAGUCUAUGAAGAUGAUUUUGAAGAUGAUGAAGACAAAAGUGGUGAAGCAGGAGAUGCAGAAGAAAACCUAAGAGAUGUUCAAUUUUCCAGAACAUCAGAAAUUGAAGAACUUCAAAGAGCAAUUACUGCAGAGAAUGAGAGAAUUUUUACUCCAUUGCCAAAGAAACUAGAAAAUGAAAAAAAGGAAGCAGACAUAGAAAGGCAAGAUUCUUCUGUCAGAAGCUCUUUUUGUGGAAUAUUCAUGGAUUUCCAAAUGGCAAACCAAAGACAAAGCAGCCGAAGUAUGGCCAGUAAGCAGAAAAAACGGAGUUCUGAACUUCUCCCACUAAUUGACCUGGAUUUCUCAGUUAGUUUUUCAUUACUGGAUUUGCCCCCUGUCAAUGAGUACGACAUGUACAUCAGGAAUUUUGGUAAAAUGAACACUAAGCAGGCAUAUGUUCAGUGUAAUGAGGACAAUCUUGAUAGAGACAUUCAGACUGAGGAAGUUGAGACACUGGAGAAAUGGACACAGCAUCCAGGAGAAAGUGCUCUUGUAUCUGGAGGUCCCAUAAACAGCCAGGAUACAUCAGUGCAUGGAGCUCCAACACCUAAAAUUGACUCACAAAGAUUAGCAAAUUUUCUCCGGUCUGCAUGCCAGGUGAUUGCUGUUUUGCUAGAGGAAGAUCAAGUUGCAACACAGCCCAGGAAACUAAGAUCUCGACAAACCAGUCUGUCUAUUAGUGAUAGCUGUUUCCAGUUAAAUACUAACCAGCCAUUCCUCCAUGGCCGAAAAAUACCCUACUUAUAUGUCUCCCAAGUUCAGAGGCAGACACUACUUUCUGCUCAUGGAUUACCUGAAAAGGCAGAUGUGGAUUUGCUGAGCAGAAAGAGCCUUAUAUGUGUUUGGAACAUCUGGCAGCCCUCCAGUCCUCAGAAAAUUUUAAUAUGUGAUUCAGAGGUGAUAUGUUGCUGCUUUAGUCCCAGUAAAGCAACAUUAGUUUUUGCUGGAACAGUAGAUGGUUCAUUGUUGGUGUGGGAUCUUCGAGAAGACUCAAAAAUGCACCUUUGUAUGAUGAUCACUGGAACUGAGUGGACAUUUAGAGUUCCCACAUUUUCCACAGAUGGCAUUCUAAACUCAGUAAACCACACCUCUCCUAUACUGGCACUGGAACCUGUCUCAACUUCUCUCAACAGUGACCACAGUUAUGGGCUCUCAAGCCUGUCUUAUCAGGAGGAAAUGUCAGGCCCUACAUUUCAGAUAGCUUCAAUGGAUGAAAAUGGAAUCCUCAAUAUGUGGGUAGUUGUUGAAUUGCAAAAAGCAGAUCUAGCUGGUUCACAAACUGACUUAGGCUUAGUUCCUGGAGGGAAAGUGAAGUUAGUACAUAGCUCUACUAUGGAAUUGAGUAAGAGCCUUUUCCCAAAGGAAAUUAGCCAGAGAAUGCCACAGACACUGACUAUUAAAUUUCUGUCUUCUAAUCCAAAUCACUUCAUUGUUGGAACAAACAUUGGUCUGGUAGGCCAUGGUACAAGGCAUGAUUUAAAAGUUGUUCCAAAGCUAUUCAGGCCCCAGGAGAGCAGACUGAGAUCCAUAAGCAUCACUGCAAUUGAUUUCUUCCCUUUUGGAAAGCCACUGUUUUUGGUUGGCUGUUCAGAUGGAAGUAUUAGAUUACACCAGAUGACAUCAGAGUAUCCCCUCAUGCAGUGGAAUGACAGCACAAAGGGCCAGCCAAUUAUUGCCCUGCAGUGGGCUUUGACAAGACCUGCUGUGUUCUUUGCCCUGGAUGCAUCAUCCAAUAUUUACAUUUGGGAUCUUCUGGAAAAUGAUUUGGUGCCUGUGGCCAAGCAGACUAUCCCAUCAGAGAGGGCUGUAACUAUGACUCUGCUGGGAGAGCCAGAAAAAGCAAAUGGAUUGUUAGGAAUUGUGCUGGCCAAGGAAACUGGGCAGAUAGAAAUUCAGUAUGUAAAGAAGAAGUGGGCAUUACCUCAGCCUGAGGAAUCUGACAAACUGUAUUCUAUUUUAUUGCAGUCUUUUUAGAAACAGGGUUGUACAGUUGAUUGCAAAAUGUAUAGUUUAUUUUUUACUUCAAUUAAAAAAUUUAAUGUAAUUUGUAUGUAACUUCUGUAUAUUCUAAAGGCUAUCAAUACAAUAUUUCAACUGAAACAAUAUAUUUUAUCAUAAAAAUGACAGAAUCAAAUUUAUCAUUACUGUACUCAAAAAUAUGUUGAUUGUGUUUCAAUUACUGAAAGUACUCUAGAUGUACAUAUAUUUUUAAAAAAUAGCAAAAAUGCAUUCCUAUAAAUUGCA
Molecule: messenger RNA, 3397 nt
Organism: Lonchura striata (white-rumped munia)
Lineage: Eukaryota; Metazoa; Chordata; Aves; Passeriformes; Estrildidae
Gene: DYNC2I1
Product: dynein 2 intermediate chain 1
Biological process (GO): intraciliary transport
Cellular component (GO): cytoplasmic dynein complex
Molecular function (GO): dynein heavy chain binding; dynein light chain binding
Source: RefSeq, a predicted model, not a curated record